UCUCUUUGCUUUCUCCCAAAUCUGUCUCUUCUUCCUUCGGACAGGCGAGAGAAGAAUUCGAUUCGUAGUCGCUGUCGGAAACGCUUUAACUCCUUUCAUCUGUCGAUCUGGAUGUCGAUUGCUGUUCUUCCCCUUCGGUUUCUUCUCCCGAUUUCUGGUAGCUCGGUCGUCUUUUGAGCUCGCGUUAGGGUUUUGGCCUUGAGCCCUGGACUGGGGAGGGCGGGGUCGUAGAGGUAAGGAAUCGACGAGAGCAGUGGAAGCAGGAGGGGAGGAUGAUUACGGAGAAGCCCGGUUGGGUUCGGCAUGAGGGGAUGCAGAUCUUCUCCAUUGACAUCCAAGCCGGAGGGCUUAGGUUUGCGACUGGCGGAGGAGAUCACAAGGUUCGGAUAUGGAAUAUGAAAUCAGUAGGGAAGGACUCUGAAAAUGAUGCUUCAACCUCAAGAUUGCUGGCCACAUUGCGUGAUCACUUUGGAUCAGUAAACUGUGUUAGGUGGGCUAAGCAUGGUAGAUUUGUUGCCUCUGGAUCAGAUGAUCAGGUUAUCCUUAUUCAUGAGAGAAAACCUGGGUCAGGUACAACUGAGUUUGGCAGUGGUGAGCCUCCGGACGUAGAAAACUGGAAAGUUACUAUGACAUUGAGGGGUCAUACUGCAGAUGUGGUGGAUCUUAAUUGGUCUCCGGAUGACUUAACAUUGGCUAGUGGUAGUUUGGAUAACACUAUUCACAUCUGGAACAUCACUAAUGGCAUUUGCACUGCUGUACUGAGAGGGCAUUCCAGCUUAGUCAAAGGGGUUACUUGGGAUCCUAUUGGUUCUUUUAUAGCAAGCCAGUCGGAUGACAAGACUGUCAUCAUAUGGAGAACCAACGACUGGAGUUUGGCACAUAGGACUGAAGGCCACUGGUCCAAAUCGCUUGGCUCUACAUUUUUCAGGCGACUUGGGUGGUCGCCUUGUGGCCAUUUCAUUACUACUACUCAUGGCUUUCAAAAACCUAGACAUUCAGCCCCUGUUCUGGAAAGAGGCGAAUGGUCUGCUACCUUUGACUUUCUAGGCCAUAAUGCCCCCAUUAUUGUGGUAAAGUUUAACCACUCUAUGUUCUGGAAGCAAUUUUCUAAUAGCCAAGAGGCAAAUGCUGCACCUGUUGGAUGGGCUAAUGGAGCAUCCAGGACUACAGCAAAAGAAUGCCAACCAUAUAAUGUAAUUGCAAUCGGAAGUCAGGAUCGUACUAUAACUGUAUGGACAACGGCGAGUGCUCGCCCUCUAUUUGUUGCUAAACACUUCUUUACACAAAGCGUUGUUGAUUUAUCAUGGAGUCCAGAUGGCUAUGCACUUUUUGCUUGCUCUUUGGAUGGGACGGUGGCCACUUUCCAUUUUGAAGUGAAGGAGCUAGGGCACCGAUUAACUGAUGCUGAGCUGGAUGAGAUAAAGAGAAGCAGAUAUGGGGAUGUCAGAGGAAGGCAAGCGAAUGUAGCUGAAAGCCCUGCACAAUUGUUGCUAGAAGCGGUAUGUGCCAAGCAAUCAGCAAACAGAAAGGGAACAUCCAAUGUUGAGCAAAAUCAGAUAACAGGAAAGGCUUCCAUCGAGCCAGUGAAUGCAAUUAACAGUCAGUCAAUUCACAAGGCUACUGAACCCCAAGUUAGAGAUAGCAAGAAAAAUGGAGAGGGCAGUGUGGAUGAUUUAAAUAAAAUUUCAUCUGUUCGGUUAUCAAGUCCACCAAAACAAAGAGAAUAUCGUCGUCCUGAUGGGCGAAAAAGAAUAAUUCCUGAAGCAGUUGGAGUACCUGCACAUAAGGAAAAUCUCUCUGCAGCCCAGGCUCAACUAGUGGAAUUCUCUUCCUUGGCCUUGGAUCAAGCAAAGGGUGAUCGUAAUGCUGUUGCUGAUGGAGUUAAAGAAACUUCCCUGAAGAGACCAUUCAGUGGAAGUUAUGAUGCAUAUAGCUAUCCUGACAAGUGUAACAACUGUGGAUCUAAGGAGCGUUCUGGAAUCACUGCAAGGGCUAAUAUUAAUGAAAGCCUCAUCAUUGAGAAAGCACCGACUGUGUCAAACAUUGAUGCGAGGACAAAUGUAGAACAUAUGGGCUCUAUAGGCAUGCCAAGUUCAUUGACAUCAUGUAAUGCUCUUUCUAUUCGGGUAUUCAACAAGAAAGACUGUGAAGAUAGUUUACCAAUUUGCCUGGAGGCUAAGCCCAUAGAACAAUCUGUACAUGAUGUAAUCGGUGUUGGUAAUGCAUUUUUUACAAAAGAAACUGAAAUAAGAUGCACAAAAGGAUCUGAAACCCUUUGGUCUGAUCGUAUAUCUGGAAAAGUAACUGUUUUAGCUGGAAAUGCCAACUUUUGGGCUGUUGGUUGUGAAGAUGGCUGCCUACAGUUUGCAAAAGGAAAGCACAGUGCUCAAGGCCCUUGCCACGGCAGGAUUUGGGAAGGGUCAAAUAUAUUACUUAUUUCAAUGGACCAAGUUGACCAACACUACCAUUGCUGGAAGGUAUAUACUAGAUGUGGAAGACGAGCUAUGCCGGCCAUGAUGAUGGGCUCUGCUGCAGUUUUUGUAGACUGUAAUGAGUCUUGGAAUUUACUCCUUGUAACAAGAAGAGGUUUGCUGUAUGUCUGGGACCUUUUUAAGAGGACUUGCAUUUUGCAUGAGUCUUUAGCUUCUCUAGUUACUUCGAGGGAGGAUUCUUCAACAAAAGAUGCUGGUACCAUAAGAGUUAUAUCCGCAAGAUUCUCAAGAGCUGGUUCUCCCCUUGUUGUUCUUGCCACACGCCAUGCCUUUCUGUUCGACAUGAGCCUGAUGUGCUGGUUAAGGAUUGCUGAUGAUUGUUUUCCAGCUUCGAACUUUGCGAGUUCCUUUAACUUAAGUUCCAUUCAGAGUGGUGAACUGGGUAAAUUGCAGGUUGAUGUUGGCAAGUUCAUGGCAAGAAAGCCAAGUUGGACAAGGGUGACGGAUGAUGGGACACAGACACGUGCACAUUUGGAAACACAGUUGGCAUCAUCGCUUGCCUUAAAAUCACCUAAUGAGUAUCGUCAGUGCCUUCUCUCUUACAUACGGUUUCUUGCAAGAGAAGCUGAUGAGUCUCGGCUGCGUGAAGUUUGUGAGAGUUUUCUUGGGCCUCCUACCGGAAUGGCUGAAGUUACAGUUGUGGAUUCAGAGGACCCAGAAUGGGAUCCUAAUGUGCUUGGAAUGAAAAAGCACAAACUCCUCAGGGAAGAUAUACUUCCAGCCAUGGCAUCUAACAGGAAGGUCCAACGGUUGCUAAACGAGUUCAUGGAUCUUCUUUCCGAGUAUGAAACCAGUGAAACUAAUGCAGAUCAUAUGGACGUUGUCCUACCAACAAAUGAUGCCAACUCAUGAAGUUUUCGCAUUUGGAAGCAUCAUUUACCAUGGCAGCACAGAAUCAGUCGACUGUUUUUGUGGAUCGUGUAGGAUGAUGAGGGACACUACUGAUUUUGUCUUAAUUCGCCUACUAGUUCUAACCAUCAUGUAGCAAUUGGCAACUUAUGUGCUACAUAAAAGCCAUAGUCAAAUCCUUUCCUUCUUCCACUGUAUCUUCUCAUCUUAUAGUGCAGUUUGUGAGCCUUCUGCCAAUCAUUCGAGUUGUUGGAGGAAACCAAUUAGGGUUUUCGUCUUCUAUCAUUAACCAGUUAGGGUUUUCAGCUUCAUCUUGAUGUUUGGAAAAAUGAAGACGAAGAACUUUCUUGGAAUUUUAGAUUGAUCGCAGUAAUUCUGCCUUUUUACUUGCACACACCAUGAGCUUUGAAAAUAUUCAAUUAAGAAGUUUGCAUCCAAGUAUUAUAUUAUGAGCAUAAUUUGUCA
Molecule: messenger RNA, 3806 nt
Organism: Musa acuminata AAA Group (dessert banana)
Lineage: Eukaryota; Viridiplantae; Streptophyta; Magnoliopsida; Zingiberales; Musaceae
Product: protein HIRA
Exons: 11
Coding region: 273-3344 (1023 amino acids)
Biological process (GO): chromatin remodeling; regulation of DNA-templated transcription; DNA-templated transcription
Cellular component (GO): HIR complex; chromatin; nucleus
Molecular function (GO): protein binding; nucleosome binding
Source: RefSeq, a predicted model, not a curated record